Messenger RNA from Aspergillus oryzae RIB40, 1812 nucleotides. Its product is annotated as F-box/WD repeat-containing protein. The transcript has 2 exons. Gene Ontology annotation, molecular function: protein binding. The record is from RefSeq and is a predicted model, not a curated record. Lineage: Eukaryota; Fungi; Ascomycota; Eurotiomycetes; Eurotiales; Aspergillaceae. Bases 1 to 1812 code for a protein of 603 amino acids.
AUGUUGUCUAAACUGCCCGUGGAGAUAAUCUAUCUCAUUGCAACUUAUCUACCAUCUGCCAGUGACUUGGUACAUAUCGCACAGACCUGCAAGCGUUUGUAUGGAGUUGUAUCUGCCGAGGAUGGGCGUGUUUUCCGGGCGUUUAUUGAGCACCGGUUUCCUGGCUUUGUACCGUCUUCAUGUUGGAAAGAUGUGACCCAAGCUCUGACUUCUCGCUCUCGAGCUUUGGACAAAAAUGCGGUAGUUAGUCGCUUCGUUGCUAAGCCCCCUACUCGCGCUGAAUUGGGGAUCACAACGCGAACCGACAGACCCACCCUUGGAUAUCGCCCUGCAAUUGAUUCAUACGAAAUCUGGAACGGAAGCACAUGGGCGGACCGCAGGGAGGUGCUCGCUUGGGGCGGCGGGCAUGAGAUUGUCAUGAAAAUCAAACAACAUGGAAAGGCCCAGAAUUCCCAAUGGGCCAUUUUCGAUGAUUUGGAUGUCGUCAGCAGCCACGAUGACGUCUGUGGCCUGCAUAUCCUGCGACCGGGGCAUCAUCGCAAAGUGGAAGAUAAGGAGCAUAUAAUCUUUGGUCGAAUGCGCGGUGAGCUUCUCCAUGUUGCGCUCAAGCCUAACGAGGACACACACGACUACGUGCAGCGAUUCCAGACAUCCAACUCUGGGCUCGAACAUAUCGAUUUGAGUGAAGGACCAGACCCGAUUCUGGCUGCGCACGACAAAAAAGGAACAAUCACAUUUUAUAGUACUACUAAGGACGAUGACGUGGUUGAACCCUUUGGGAAUAUUGUAAUCGGAUCAAGGCUUGCAGCACGUAACAAGUGCUCUAAAUUCCUGUCUCCGACCCUGUUUGCUAUAGGUACAGGGCGCUCAGAGGAUGCACUGGCUAUCUCUUCCAUUUCAUCAGAACGGCUGGCGCUGGAACGUGAAAUCAGCGUGGGCUCCUUAGAUCAGGAUGUGCGGCUUGGGUCUACUGCAAGUGUCAUUGUCAAUGCAAUGGCGCCUCUAUGCGGACAGCAGGUCACCACGGGGUCUCCUGGUAGUACAUUUCUCGCUGCUUGGGGUGAUCGUCGAAUCAGACUUCAUGACGUUCGCUCAAACCGGGCAUCCGAGUCCACUUAUAAAGACCCAACCGACCAAAGCCAAAUCUACUCCCUUCACCCUUUUGGCCAUGACAGAUUUCUCGCAGGAGCCGGCGCAGACGCCGUUGUGAAGAUCUUCGAUCUCCGGAUGCCAAAAACCUACAGUUACACAGAUUCCAGGGCUUCUUCCAUUUACCAGCACAAUGUGCCCCGUCGAAAAGCCUCUGGAGGAGAGAUCGCACCCCCAGUAGAGAGCAUCAGGUACCCCCGCAAAGAUUUCUCCAUGUUCCUAUUCUACGCACCACCAUUGUAUCCAAAUGCACCUCGGAGGCGCCAACGUGAAUCCACUCCUUACCGCGGUGCCAUAUACUCCCUGUGUUCACCGUCACCUCUGUCGCCCACGGUAUACGCCGGAAUCACUGACGGCGUCGUUCGAUUGGACUUCAUGUCUACUGAUGACUUAACUGGCUCAUGCGGGGAUUGGUAUCGGGAAAUGAUUGAUAUAGACUUAGAAAUCCAGGAGGACAGGACGACUUACAACCCCGAGCGAGUUCUGGAUUUGUCUGGCUACGAACGACCGGAGCCUGAUGACACGACUACAACAUCUCCAUUGAGAACACAGAAGCGAUUCGCGUAUAUUGAUGAGACUAAUAUCAAAAAUGAGCAGCUAACGGGCUGGGACCGGAGGUGGAACCCAAUGGAAAGAUUUGCUGCUUGGAGACGUCGGGAUUGA